Molecule: messenger RNA, 641 nt
Organism: Eucalyptus grandis
Lineage: Eukaryota; Viridiplantae; Streptophyta; Magnoliopsida; Myrtales; Myrtaceae
Product: probable alkaline/neutral invertase F
Exons: 2
Coding region: 160-408 (82 amino acids)
Biological process (GO): sucrose catabolic process
Molecular function (GO): endo-alpha-N-acetylgalactosaminidase activity; sucrose alpha-glucosidase activity
Source: RefSeq, a predicted model, not a curated record
ACGUGGUAACCCCAAUGGCCUUGGGAAGAUGAACUAUGGGCCUCUCCAUGGCCUCCGCGGAUGCUUUAUUAGGGCUCUUCUAGUUGUUGUGCUUCGAUUUCUUGGUGCUCUCUUUAGUGGAUUUGGCGGUCGUUUUCCUCCUCUUAGUGCGGGUGAACGAUGCGCCGGGUGGGUGUCUUGACUUCUCAGGAGCCUUUUGCUGAGGUCUUUGUUAGAGAUUUUGUACCUAGUGGAUUGGCUUGCCUGAUGAAAAAAGAGAUGGAACCAGAAAUUGUGAAGAACUUCCUGUUAAGGACCCUUCAUCCCAAGGCUGGGAAAAGAGAAUCGAUAACUUCACUCUUGGAGAAGGAGUCAUGCCUGAGAGCUUCAAAGUCGGUUUUGACUUGCAAGACAAAAAGGAGAGACUAGUGGCGGAUUUUGGCGGCAGUGCGAUAGGAAGAGUCGCACCUGUUGAUUCAGGGUUCUGGUGGAUCAUACUUACAAAGUGCGCGCAUGAUUAUUCCCUUGCAGACCUGCCAGUUGUGCAGAAAGGAAUGAAGCUGAUACUUAUCCUUUGCCUAUCUUAUGGAUUUGACACAUUCCCAACGCUUCUUUGCGCAGAUGGUUGUAGCAUGAUUGAAAAAGAAUGGCGAGUUUUCUCA